Molecule: messenger RNA, 1231 nt
Organism: Drosophila bipectinata
Lineage: Eukaryota; Metazoa; Arthropoda; Insecta; Diptera; Drosophilidae
Product: leucine-rich repeat-containing protein 34
Molecular function (GO): GTPase activator activity; protein binding
Source: RefSeq, a predicted model, not a curated record
UACACUUGGUUGGCUUGUCACAAAUUGCAACUUUUUAUUCAAAAAUUAAUCCUACACAACGAAUAUCAAGAUGUGUGAGGUGGUGUUGCCCUGCAACUACAAUCCGGUAGCUUGCCCGAGCGUUCCCUCCAAGGGUCGACUGUUCACCAUCCUGAUGCUCUAUUGUUGGCAGCGGGAAUACGACAAACGUCCUUACAAACACUUCCAGUUCAAGAUUCUGGAUUUCGAGAAGCGAAUCGGAAGGCGCUACCAUUGCAUUCGUGAUUUAGGCCUGAUUGUGAACUAUCUGCUGCAGCGCCCCCAGAUUUCGGUGUCCAUCACCGGCGUGCCCGUCAGUAAUUGGGAUUCCCAUCUCUUAAAGGAGUUUGCCCACUCCUUGAUUCCCGCUUGGUACAUUGAACUGAAGCUUAUGCGGCUGCCACUUGAGUUCUUUGUGAUGUUGCGGCUUAAUGCAUCCCACAUGGAUGUCUGCAUGCUAAGUUUGGAGGGAACACCUCUCACCGACGAGGAUGUCCGAAUUCUGCGGGAGUUCCUGAUCGUCUCCCAGUCUCUGAGGAUUCUCAAUGUGUCCCACUGUAGCUUGACACAGUACAACUUCGCUAUGAUCGCCGAUGGGGUGCACAAGUCGAAGGGUGUGUACCAACUAAAUGCCAGUCGGCUGCUGGGAAUGACUCUCAGCCUGGACACGGAAAAGGUGAUGUCGGUGGUAGGGUCGCUUCUAAUGCACAACGGAUUGGAGGAACUGACUUUGGAGUUUUGCGAGUUAACCGCCCAGGAUAUGGAGCCCAUUGCCGAGUACUUGAGGAGGUUGCACUCGAACCUGCGGCGCCUGCGCUUGUCCUCGAAUCAGAUCUCCUCGGAUGGAGCCUUCUUUCUCAUGCGCGGCAUGUCCAUCGGCGGGAGGCUGGAGCUCCUGGACAUAAGCCACAACAGCAUAGGAACGCACGGUGGCGAGUGGGUGUCCCAGUACUUCUCCUCGUGCCGAAAGUUGCACGUUCUGCACCUGCAUAAUAACGAUAUUGGUGCUUCUGCCGUUAAUCAAAUUCUUCUGACCUUAAAAAAGAAGUGCAAGCUGGACUACCUGUCCCUGUAUGGCAAUGAAUUUGAUUCUCAUUCUGCCAAGAUCGUACGCCGUUUACUCGAUUCCGAGGUAAUGUUGCAAUCCGAGCUGGACAUCAGUUAUACCUACGACGAGAGUCUGCAGGACUACCGUGUUGUGCCCUGGAGAUAA